Molecule: messenger RNA, 835 nt
Organism: Sphaerodactylus townsendi
Lineage: Eukaryota; Metazoa; Chordata; Lepidosauria; Squamata; Sphaerodactylidae
Product: eukaryotic translation initiation factor 3 subunit F-like
Exons: 5
Coding region: 38-820 (260 amino acids)
Biological process (GO): translational initiation
Cellular component (GO): eukaryotic translation initiation factor 3 complex, eIF3m
Molecular function (GO): translation initiation factor binding; translation initiation factor activity; metallopeptidase activity
Source: RefSeq, a predicted model, not a curated record
CGCCGCGGGUCACUUCGCCCGCCCCUUUCCAGACAAGAUGGCGGCUCCAGCACCAAGCGCUCCUUCGGCUGUGGCGGCGGCCGUGGCGGCUUCUCCCCCCUCGCCGGCGGUAGCCCAGGCCCCGCCCGCCCAGGCCCCGCCGCCAACGGCCCCAGCCGCUCCCGCCCAGGCGCCUCCGCCGCCGCCGCCUCCUCCGGCCGCGCUCUCGGCACCCUUCCCCGGCGGCCGCGCGGUCCGCCUCCACCCGGUGGUGGUGGCCUCGAUCGUCGACAGCUUCGAGCGGCGCAACGAGGGCGCGGGCAGGGUCAUCGGCACGCUGCUUGGCAUGGUUGACAAACACUCAGUGGAGGUCACCAACUGCUUCUCAGUCCCUCACAAUGAGUCAGAAGAUGAGGUGGCCGUGGACAUGGAGUUUGCCAAGAAUAUGUACGAGCUGCACAAGAAGGUUUCCCCAAGUGAGAUUAUUCUUGGAUGGUAUGCAACAGGACAUGACAUCACAGAACAUUCGGUUUUGAUCCACGAAUACUACAGCCGAGAAGCGCACAAUCCAAUUCACCUCACUGUGGACACCAGUCUGCAAAAUGGGCGCAUGAGCAUUAAGGCCUAUAUCAGUACUGCAAUGGGGGUCCCUGGUAAGACGAUGGGAGUUAUGUUCACGCCCCUCACAGUGAAGUACUCCUACUAUGACACGGAACGGAUAGGAGGUAAGCACUUGAAAGCUUGGACAGUCAUAAAAUCUUUGUCAGGUUCUCCAGGGUGUCCAUGCGGAGCUUGUGCAGAUGGCCUGUCCUGGGUAUUGGUGGUUUUUGGUGCUGGAUAGUCAGUGAGCUGGAAU